Molecule: messenger RNA, 438 nt
Organism: Zasmidium cellare ATCC 36951
Lineage: Eukaryota; Fungi; Ascomycota; Dothideomycetes; Mycosphaerellales; Mycosphaerellaceae
Exons: 3
Coding region: 1-438 (145 amino acids)
Molecular function (GO): diaminohydroxyphosphoribosylaminopyrimidine deaminase activity
Source: RefSeq, a predicted model, not a curated record
AUGUCGACAUCAGACGAAGGAGCAAUCAUCGCUCUCAAGGAGGCUCGCGAAGGCCUGGCCCAGGGUGGCAUUCCCGUCGGCUCAGCCAUCAUCAGUCCAGAGGGGAAAGUCCUUGGAAGAGGCCGUAACAUGAGAGUCCAGAAUGGCAGUCCAAUCCUCCAUGGCGAAACCGCCGCCUUCGACUCCGCGCGCACCCUCGACAUGAAAGACUUCGCCGGCGCGACAAUCUACACGACGCUCUCGCCCUGCCCCAUGUGCGCCGGCGCGAUGAUCCUCUUCGGGAUCCAAAAAGUAGUGAUCGGGGAGAAUACUCACAUGAGUGGAAGGGAGGAGCUUUUGCGAUCUCACGGGAUGGAGGUGGUGGUGUUGGAUGAUCAGGCGUGUAAGGAUGUUUUGGAUGAGUUUAUUCAGCGGUGGCCCAAGAAGUGGGAGUUUUGA